CCUGUAAACACACUCACAAAGUGGGGACCGAAAACAAAGUGGGGACCAAAUCCUCGGUCCCCACAAUGUUUAGCUUUAAAUAGGCUCUAGAGGCACUGCUGAUAUGCCUCGUGCAGUUUUUUUUUUGAAGCCCCACCAUGAGCAAAUACCUGACUUAAGUGUGUGAGUGUGUGUUCAAGCGGUGCUCUUCAGCGCCCCUGCAGUUCAGUCUCAGAACUGCACCUGUAAGCACACCUAUGACGUCACACGCAAAGAUACACACUUUUGCAGCAGCAGCACAUGCGGUUGGUCUUGCAGCGGGUCAAGGCCAAAAUGAGACGGAGGAGGAUAAACCCUAUUAAAAAUGCGGAGGAGCACGUGUUAAACGCCGUGGACAAAACUUAUGCUCUGGAAACCAAGUUCAUCAGUAAUUAUAAAGGUCGUGGAGUGUUUGCCUUGUCCCCUUUUAAUAAAGGAGAUUUUGUUGUGGAAUACCGAGGCGAAUUGAUUGACUUUAAUGAAGCAGAAAAGAGAAGAGAGGUCACUCAAAGUCCUGUCUUUUUUUUUGACUUCAUUUGGGAAAACAAGAAGUGGUGCAUUGAUGCAACCGAGGAGAACACCACCUUUGGAAGGCUAGUGAAUGACGACCACUUGCACCCAAACUGUACAGUAAAAAAGAUUGUUGUCCAAGGAAACCCCCAUUUGUGCCUUUUUGCAGCGAGAGAUAUUAUUCCUGGAGAGGAAAUAACAUAUGAUUAUGGACCAAGUGACUGGCCUUGGAGAAAGGUUUGA
Messenger RNA from Paramisgurnus dabryanus, 771 nucleotides. The record is from RefSeq and is a predicted model, not a curated record. NCBI's taxonomy places the organism in Eukaryota, Metazoa, Chordata, Actinopteri, Cypriniformes, Cobitidae.